Messenger RNA from Drosophila teissieri, 1827 nucleotides. Its product is annotated as gamma-aminobutyric acid receptor subunit alpha-2. Lineage: Eukaryota; Metazoa; Arthropoda; Insecta; Diptera; Drosophilidae. The record is from RefSeq and is a predicted model, not a curated record. Gene Ontology annotation, molecular function: neurotransmitter receptor activity; GABA-A receptor activity; extracellular ligand-gated monoatomic ion channel activity. Gene Ontology annotation, biological process: chemical synaptic transmission; monoatomic ion transmembrane transport; signal transduction. Gene Ontology annotation, cellular component: membrane; synapse; neuron projection. The transcript has 6 exons. Bases 1 to 1827 code for a protein of 608 amino acids.
AUGGUUCGAGUAUUGCCAGUUCCAUUCAUUAUAAUCGGAUUUAUAAUCCACUUCUGUACGUGUGACGAUGGCGCUUCCUCAGAUCUUCUGUAUAUAAAGACUUUGGAGCCCUCGGCGAUUUUAACCAAAAUGCCGAAUAUAACAAGUGAGUUUAGUUCAAGAAUCUUCAAUUCGUUUCGCAUAUUGCCAUCGUCUAAACCAAAAACAAAUGGAUCGCUCAACCGGAGUCAAAGCCCCACAAACUUAAGUUAUUUCUCUGAGAUUUCCAAUCAAAGACGAGUUCGACGAAAGGCAGCGGCCGACAUGCUAAGCCGUAAUAUUUCGAUGCUUUUGGAAAACCUACUCAAGCGCUACGAGCAAUCCCAACUGCCCACUCAUGGCCAGGGCGUUCCGACGGUGGUGCAAACGAAUAUCCUAAUCCGGAGCAUGGGACCCGUGUCCGAACUGGACAUGGACUACUCGAUGGACUGCUAUUUCAGGCAGUACUGGCGGGACAAACGGUUGAGCUUCAAGGGACCCAUCAAGAGUCUAUCUCUGAGCAUCAAAAUGCUGGACAAGAUCUGGAGACCUGACACGUAUUUUUACAACGGCAAGCACUCGCAAAUUCACAUGAUUACUGUGCCCAACAAACUGCUCAGACUGGAUCAGAAUGGUGGCAUUCUCUAUUCAAUGAGACUAACAAUUAAGGCCACAUGUCCCAUGGAGCUGCAAAACUUUCCAAUGGACAGACAAUCAUGCCCCCUAGUAAUUGGAAGUUAUGGCUAUAUCAACCAACAGCUAAUCUAUGAAUGGAAAAAUCAGGACGAUGCGGUGUCCUUUGUUCCAGGAAUGACUUUAAAUCAAUUCGAUCUCAUUAGCAUGAUGCAUCGCAAUUUCACAACAGUUCGUCGCGAAGGCGAUUUUUCAGUCCUGCAUGUGGCUUUCAAUCUCAAACGGCACACAGGAUAUUUCCUCAUUCAAGUAUAUGUUCCCUGUAUACUGAUCGUGGUUUUGUCAUGGGUCUCCUUCUGGAUACAUCGCGAAGCCACCAGUGACAGAGUGAGUCUUUGCGUGACCUCAGUGCUGACCCUAUCCACCAUUAGUCUGGACUCACGGACCGAUUUGCCAAAAGUGAAGUACGCCACAGCUUUGGAUUGGUUUCUACUGAUGAGCUUCCUAUACUGCAUUGCCACUCUGUUGGAAUUUGCGGGAGUGCACUACUUUACGAAACUCGGAAGCGGAGAAAGUCCUCAGCUGGAGGAUCAGUGGGAGGACAUCUGCAUAGCCAACUCAUUAUCGGAUCAUGCCGGUGAGGUCGAUGGUGAUGGUGAAGCUGAAGCUGAAGCUGACGCUGAUCCAUUUGCGGAUGAGGACUCCAGUGAUGAGGGCGGGGUUAGUGAGUCCGUUGGGUCCAAAAGCGGUGUGUGUGUCUGCAACAAAAACGAUGCUCUCGGAUUGGAGUAUGAGGUUUCGUUACAGAAUUCACUAGCUGGAGCUGGUUUUCUCAAAAGAAAUGCCAUUUUUUGCCCCACAUAUGCGGACCCAUCGUACAUCCUGCCAAACACCAUGGAGAGAACCACCCAAACGGAGCCCCCGGCCGUUUCCCGAUUGCAUCAAAUGUGGAUGUGCCUGAAGAGCGACAACAGUUUCCGGAAACAACGAGAACGCAACGCGGCAGCCCAAAAGAGCGAACAAGGUGGCGCCAAUUGCUAUGUCAAUAGUGUAUCCCUAAUCGAUAGGGUGGCGCGUAUUGCCUUUCCCAUGUCCUUCGCAUUCCUGAACCUACUGUACUGGUGGGCAUACGGGAUGUACAAAAAGGAGUUCUCAUGGUCCAAUAUGAAGGCAUAG